AUGGGCAUGUCAGAGAACGGCCAUGCCUCGGAUGGCGUGAAUAAGACAAAUGGAUGCAAUGAACCCAGAAAGAAAUCUAAGUCGAAUUUUCGAUGGCUGUUUGGGGUCGUGGUGCGACUCUUCAUUUGGUAUGCGUUGCUUACACCAUUCUUCCGUUGCCCGUCUCAAUUAUUGGACUUGAAUGAAUCGUCGCCGCGUGUGUGCGAGCCAUAUCUUGUGGUCCGCUCCCAUAUCGAACCUCAUGUUCUUCCGUACUACCAUCUCUAUGCCGCAUCUUACGUGGAUUCUGCCCGCCCCUACGUUACAUUGCUCAAUGAUCAGGUCUAUUCUCCGGUCGCGACAUACGCUAAGCAGGGCUAUGAUAAAUAUGGGGCCCCCGCAUGGGACCAAGCCCAGGCUUACGGCCAAGAACAUUGGGAGGCGCAGGUUGCUCCGCGCUUGCAGUAUGCUCAGGACAGUAUCAGCGGAGUCUAUAAGUCGGAAGUAGACCCAUAUGUUCAACGCGCCAUGCUAGUGAUGUCGCCCUACUACGAGAAGGCCAGCACUGUAGCCAUCUCGACGUAUAAGGAGUAUGUCGCGCCACUCUAUACGCAGACCCGUCCGAUCAUUGGCAAAACCUAUGCUUCUGGACAGGAGAUUCUCACGACGACUGUGAUACCGCAUGCUCGGGAUUCGUGGUCGACCGUGGUUUACUUUGUCAACAGCGAGUUGUGGCCCAAGGUCACCGGCCUUUACUCGGAGAACGUCGAGCCUCAGCUAGUAAAAAUUGGUCAAAGAUUGGCAAGCUAUAGAGAGGGGAAAAUUCUUCGAGCGUCUGUAGACGAUGUCGACAGUACUUUUGAGGAAGCAGCUCACGCUACUACACCUGCUUCAGCGGACUCGAGCGCUACUUCUGGUGCCGCAUCGACUUCUACCACAGAAACAUCAGCACAGACUCCGUUGUCUCCUACGGAACAGAUCGCACAUGCCCGUGAGAAGGUUGCAUCAGACCUUCAAGUAUGGCAAGAGAAGUUUUCUAUUGCGGCUGAAAGGGGUGCUGAAGAACUAAAGGAUCAUGUGGAGGACAUAGUUGAAAGUCAUAUUGCAAGCGGGGCUAAGAGUCAUGGCGAAAGUCUUGCAGUUGCCCUCGAUACGGUUGUCGCGGAUGAACUGGCUACGGUUAAGUCACGUAUCAACAGACUAGCCGAGUCGCUCCCCUAUGAAGACCUCCCCGAAGAUGAACGUAAAGCGAAUGAUGAACUUUUGAAAGAGAUCAGACGUGCCGCAAUCGGCAUCCGUGAACGUGCUCAAGCCAUAAGAGAGUGGCACCAUUCAUUUGACGAAGAACUGGUGUUUCAUGUUUCGAUUGCAAUCAAUUCCACACUAGAUAUUCUAGACAACGUCCGUGACUUGGGCUUGCAGGAAAUUGGGAUGCGAUGGGCUUGGAUGGACGGUGUUACCUACAAAGAUUGGGCCAAAUACCGUUCUCUGAAAGCGCAGUUUGAUGACUGGAGGAGCGACGUCAGUCGAGUUGCAUUGGAGCAUCCAAAGCUCGAGGAAGCCACAAACAUGGCGAACGGACUGUUGACCCACGGAAUGGAGAUCGCUGAAACUACCGCGAAAGAACUAGCUCGGCUUAAGGAUGUUGGAAAAUGGAAAAUUGCAGCUCGAGAGUCGAGUGACAACUUUGACACCCGGUCUGGGUCCCCACCUGUUCUACCCAAGCCUGGGGAGAUGUCUGAUUCGCCUGCGGACGAGGAAGGCUCUGACGCUUCUUUGGAAUCUCAUGAAGCUCACGAUGCUAUGGACCCCACCCCAUCCCCUGAGAGCGUCAAUGUAUAUGCUGGCGAGCAUGAACUAGGUGAUGACGAGCAGACUCUAGCAAUGGACCAGGACUCCUAUGUGGAUGAUGGAUUGCCAGUUGAUCAGGAUGAGUCUAUACGCACGGAAUCGAGCCCGGUUCGAUCAAAUUCGGGCUGGGGUGUAGCUGCAGCUGAAGUCCCGGAGCGGUCGCCCAUGCAACAUGACGUCCCUGACGACGAUAGCCAGGAACGGUUUACCGACCACCCUCUUGAUUACAUCUCUUCCGUGGGCUCGUCCAGGUUGAGCGAAGGAUUGAGUAAGGCUUCAGAACAGCUGGCACAAGUUCAGGCGACGGUGCCUCCAAAGGAUACUACAGGUCAAAAUCCGAUCAUUCUUGACGCACAGCGUCGUUACUACGAAGCCGUUGGACUCGCACAUGAUCAUUAUUCUGCUUUUGUCUCCACGGCUUCCGACGCAGUCUAUGCCUCCCCGGCACCUACGCCAACUCCUGGAACCUUCCACGGGCUUAUUGAGGAUGCGAGAUCCGGCUACAGCCAAGCAUCCUCCUUGGCCUCUGCAAGCCUGGCUGCCGUGGUAUCUUCUGCUAGCUCUGCAGUCAGUCCCACGGAUUCAGGUAAAGCACAGGGAAUAGUAGACGAUGCAUCUUCGCGGUAUAACGCGGCAAUCUCUGCUGCUUCGGCUUCCCUAUCCUUGGCUUCAGCUUCUGGCAGUUCCGCUAUAUACGGAACAUCAACCGGCGAAGUUGAGGCACUAGCUAGUAAAGCAUCAGAAAAUUGGGAGGGUGUUGUUUCGAAAGCCAGCGAGCGGGUCUAUGGCAUCGGAGCGCCUUAUACGCAGCAAGUGCAGGAACAUAUCACUCCUAAGUAUCAAGCUGUGGAGGAGUUGGUCUCUGAACUACUUAUUGGCAGGGAGCCGGACUUUACGCACAAAGUUAUUGACAGAUUGCACUCUAUUUAUGAGACGCCAUACCCAGCUUCCGCGUUGUCAUCAGCAUCCAGCUAUGCCAACGAUGCCUACAAGUCAGCCGUUACAAAUCUUCCUUCGGUUGAAGAUAUUCUGGGAACCGCCAACAAGCAAUUUGACAAUGCAGUUGAGGUUGCCAGUGUUCAAAUUUACGGAACUCCCAAGGGUACCGUGGAGCAAGCCACCUCCGCAGCUGGCAGCGCGUAUGCAUCCGCAUCAAACCAGGUUAGCGGUAUGGUUUAUGGCCAAGAGUCGGGCUACCUUGAUGUCGCCCACGGCGCAAUUGACGAGGCAUAUUCUUCUGCCGGUUCAGCUAUCAGCAACGCCGUCUACGCUUCCCCAACACCCAGCUCGCCUGUCGAAGCUGCAUAUGAUUCUGUCACCUCUGCUGUCAAAGCGCAGGAAGAGGCCCUUGAAAGCGCCACCAGUAAGCUUGGGAUCGCUGUUGAAAGCGCCCAGGCUCGACUUAUUAAUCUUGCUUCCAGUGCUAGCAACUUGGGCUCCGAAGCAGUUGAGACAGUCGCGUCCCAGGUGGAAGCUUUUACCGAGAGCGUGAAGAGCUCGCCAUCCGUUAAGGAUGAACUAUAA
Molecule: messenger RNA, 3354 nt
Organism: Aspergillus ruber CBS 135680
Lineage: Eukaryota; Fungi; Ascomycota; Eurotiomycetes; Eurotiales; Aspergillaceae
Exons: 3
Coding region: 1-3354 (1117 amino acids)
Biological process (GO): protein transport
Source: RefSeq, a predicted model, not a curated record